CUUCCAGUUUUCGCCACCUACAAUUUAGCAGUCGCAGGACGACAACUCCUCCUUCCACUACUAAUCAAAAUGCUCUGCUCCAUUUCCCGUUCCACUUCCACCGCCGACGCAAAUUCCAAUUCCACCUCCGAUUGGCUCCAACGCCUCCACAGCUCUCGCGGCCUCUCCGUCCCCCUCCAUUACCACCUCGAUCACUUCCUCUCCUCUGAUCUCAACCCCGAUCCCCCUACUAACACCAACCCUAAUCCUAACCUUCCUGCAAUCCUGCCCCCGGAGGCCCUUGGCCUGCCUCCCACCGACAGUCCUCUCCCCCGAAAGAAGCACCCGCUUCCCUCUCUCGGAGCCGGACUCGAUGAGAGCCAGAAGAUCUUCGAUCUCGUCGGCGGCGUCCUCGCGGAGCUCUUUGUCAUGGAAGGACCGGCCGCGACCAAAACCAAGAAGAUCGCCCGGAAGCAGUCCCACCCUAGGGUUUGUAUUCCCUCCGUUUCCGCUAGCAUCGACGGCUGCCGUGAUCCCCCCGCGACCUCCCCUCCCUCCAGCGCGGACAACAGCGUGGCCGAGGCCAAGAAUAACCGGACGAAAAUGCGCAGAAAGCGGGGCACCGCUAGGGGCUCGACGGACUUGGACUUGUCGGCGUGCUCGAGGACCGAUGUAACCGUCAUUGAUACUAGUCAUCCGGGUUGGAAGUCGGAGAAGGUCAUCUUUAGGAACGGAAUUAUGUGGAAGGUCCGGGAUAAGAAAGUUUGGAAUUUGAACAGGAAGAAGAGAAGGUUGGGUCUUGUGGGGCGAUCAGGCAACGAGAAAGAGAAAGAGCAACCUCCUUCUGGACCAAAAAUUGUGCCGGCCGAGCUUUCGGUAUCACUCCAAGGCCAGGCAUGUCAGGGUGAUAUCUAGUUGGCUAUCGUACUGCUAAUUGCAAAUGCACAAUGGAUGGUUCAGUAUUUUGCCCAUUCCAUGUUAUAGUCAACAAAAGUUGUAAACUGAGAUAAUACUAUGGCUCUGGCUGGUCAAAUUUCCCUAUCUAAAGCCAUGUUCGAUAAUUGCAUAUUAUAUUUUAGCUUUGCCCCCUGACUACUGUGCAGCAGUAGGGCUUCUAUGUAGUGACAUUUUCCUCUCGUAAUGAUAAACAUGGGAUGUUAGAUUGUUGGUCGUCCCCAAAUACUUCCAGAUUUAUUUUGAUGAGCCGAAUUGGUAAAAAAUAAAUAAAAUAUAUUUUAGCUUUUGCA
Molecule: messenger RNA, 1226 nt
Organism: Zingiber officinale
Lineage: Eukaryota; Viridiplantae; Streptophyta; Magnoliopsida; Zingiberales; Zingiberaceae
Exons: 2
Coding region: 70-894 (274 amino acids)
Source: RefSeq, a predicted model, not a curated record